Messenger RNA from Rhincodon typus (whale shark), 4796 nucleotides. RefSeq names its product zinc finger protein 711 (gene znf711). Gene Ontology annotation, molecular function: metal ion binding; DNA-binding transcription factor activity; RNA polymerase II cis-regulatory region sequence-specific DNA binding. The record is from RefSeq and is a predicted model, not a curated record. Gene Ontology annotation, biological process: regulation of transcription by RNA polymerase II. Gene Ontology annotation, cellular component: nucleus. Lineage: Eukaryota; Metazoa; Chordata; Chondrichthyes; Orectolobiformes; Rhincodontidae. The transcript is spliced from 9 exons. The coding region runs from base 1196 to 3604 and encodes 802 amino acids.
GUGGAGUCUCAGGUCUGCAGUUUUAGCAACAGCCAUUGUGCUGAUAAGACUAAUGCUGUUUCUUGUCUUAUUUCUAGAAUCCUUCUCGCAGGGUGGUGAUAUUGCAGUUUAUGUGUUGAUAAUAAUUGAGGGGGUUCUGGCCUAGAGUUACUACUAUUCGGUCAUGUCAAUAAUAUUCUGGGGCUGUUAAGGGCUGUGGGGAUGGGGAAAAGAAGAGACACAAAGUUGACCAUUUUCCUCACCAUUUGCGAGGAUGAGCCCAUUUAAUCUUAAACGGACCUGUUAUUAAUGCGACAGGAAUCGCAAUCAAAAUAAAAAGAAAACAGAAAUAAGAGGCGAAAGGAAUGGUCAACGGGGAGACAGGACGACGGGCCUGCAGCGUUUAACCCGCCCCCCAAGUUGUGUUAAACUAAAGGCUCACAGUUUGGGCACUGUUCAGUGAGAGUUGGUAACGCUGCUCUUUUCUUUUCUCUCUCUCCCUCGACGUUAUUAUUUUACUCCAAACAGUCAGCGGGUCUAUUUGCUCGGCUCGCUCUUACUCCCGGCCCCCGCUGCCCUCCGGCCUGCCUCGCUUCGCCUCCCUCUGACGUAAGCUCGAGAAGCCGGCGCGCACUCAGCCCGCAGCCGCCGCCGCCCGCCCGAAGCCUAAUUGGCGGGGCCGGAGCCACAGCCAGCGAAGGGGGAAGAGUACAGCGGGGUGGCGGUGGCGACUGCAACCGCACAAAGCGAGCGGGAGGAGGAGGAGGAGGAGAAGGAGAAGGAGGGGGGCUAGGCCUCCCGCCCCAAAUAUCCACCAACCCAGAGAGAGAGAGAGAGAAAAAAAAGGGAGGGGGAAGGGAGGAGGCGGAAUCCCGAGGGCGCGCCGCCUGAACGCCGAGGCUGUUAGGCCGGAGGUGAAGGCCGCACCUAGGCCGCGGCCUUGCUGUUCCACCAUAAUCUUACCACACACCACCCCCGCCUCCCUCCACCUUAAACCCCGUACUGGAGGGGGGGAAAAGAAAACCUACCACCGCUCGACAUAAAAUCUCGACGGGCCGAAGAAAACAAUCGGAAAGGGGGAAAAAAAAGAGGAGGCAGACCCCAAGACUGUGAAAGCGGGAGGGAAAAAGACUGCGAGCACAGUAUGAGGGACAGACUUCCAGGAGUGUAAUAGGCUUUCUUUUGCCCCACUUUUGACACUGAUGAAAACUACAUUAUGGAUCAAGGAGGGGGAGGACUUGAGUUACAUUCACAAGAGUCCAAAGUGUCUCAUACUAUGAUCAUGCAAGACUUUGUGACUGGAAUGGCUGGUGCUGCCCAUGUUGAUGGCGAUCACAUUGUUGUAUCUGUACCUGAUGCAGUGCUGGUCUCUGAUGUCACUGAGGAAGAAGUUACACUAGGACAUGGUCUCCCAACUAAUAUUCACGAAGUUGUGCAGGGUCCAGAUAUUAUAGCUGAAAAUGACGUUGUUACAGAAGGUGUGAUUGUCUCAGAUUCAGUACUAGAGACUAAUGUUACUAUGGAAGAAGACUUGAACACUAGUUCCGUUCCUGACCAUGUCCUAGCUUCUGAUCUUAUAACUGAGACUGUUGGUGUUCCAGAUCAAGUACUUGUGUCAGAUCUUGUAUCGGUGCAGGAUGAGGAACAUUUUGAGCACGUGGUUCAGGAUUCAGUAACAGAUGUUCUCUCUCCUGGAAUGGUCUCCGAAGAGGUUAUGGAAGUAGAUGCUGUUUCAGAGACUGUGAUUCAAAACCAUGAUUUAGUAGUUCAAAAUCAAGAGACUGUUUCUGACCCACCUAUUGAAGCCCGAGUUGACGGAAAAGAUGCAUCUGAGGAUUUCUUAAUGAUAUCCUUAGGUGAUGUUGGGGAGAAGCUGGACCAGAUGGGAAAUGCACCAAUAAAAAUAAGCACUGAUAUUGAGCAAGAUGAUUCUUCCAAAGAAGAUGGGUUUGGAGCUGAGGUCAUCAAAGUGUAUAUUUUUAAAGCUGAACCAGAAGAUGAUGUGGAAAUAGGUGAAACUGAAGUUAUUACAGAGAAUGACUAUCAGAACGGUCACACCAUAGCUGGAGUACUCGAACAAGGAAAUGUUGGUAGAAUGUCUCGGGAAAAGAUGGUUUACAUGGCGGUCAAAGACCCGGCUCAGGAAGAUGAUAUUAAUUGUGCUGAUAUUGCUGAUGAAGUUUACAUGGAGGUAAUUGUUGGGGAUGAGGAGGCAACAACGGUCCAUGAGACACCGAUAGAAGAUUCUGGCAUCAACAAAGCCUUUGUACCCGUCGCAUGGGCUGCUGCAUGUGGUAAGAAAUGUAACAAUUUUGAGACAAAGAUAGAAAACAAGAAUGGCACUUCAAGUCAGUUCCUACAAAUAAGUGAUAGCACAAACACUACCAGAGUGCUGAAGCAAAAAGCAAGGAAAAAGAGGCGGGGUGAUGGCAGACAGUGGCAUACAGCUGUCAUCAUAGGUCCUGAUGGACAGCCCAUAACAGUAUACCCAUGUCACAUCUGUGGAAAGAAAUUUAAAUCCAGGGGUUUUUUAAAAAGGCACAUGAAGAACCAUCCUGAGCAGACCACUAAAAAGAAGUAUCAGUGCACAGACUGUGACUAUACAACAAAUAAAAAAGCAAGUUUUCAUAAUCACUUGGAAAGUCACAAGCUCAUCAACAAAGGAGAGAAAACAUAUGAGUACAAUGAGUACGGAAAACGAUUUGCUCAGGCAGGAGCACUAACUGCUCACAAACUGGUCAGUAGGGAAAAAGAAACUAAAAUGCAUAAAUGUAAAUUUUGUGAUUAUGAGACAGCCGAACAGGGUCUUCUCAAUCGCCACCUGUUGGCAGUGCACAGCAAGAAUUUUCCACACAUCUGUGUGGAGUGCGGAAAGGGAUUCCGUCAUCCAUCAGAACUCAAGAAACAUAUGCGAACUCACACAGGAGAGAAACCGUACCACUGCCAGUACUGUGAAUACAGGUCUGCUGAUGCGUCUAAUCUGAAGACCCAUGUGAAAACUAAGCACAGCAAUGAGCUGCCAUACAAAUGUGACCACUGUCCUCAAACAUUUUUGGAUGACAAAGAUCUGCAGAAACAUGCCACUUUAUUUCAGGCACAUAGGACCCAUCAAUGCCCACAUUGUGACCACAGAAGCUCCAACUCUAGUGACCUUAAACGUCAUAUAAUAUCUGUACACACCAAGGAAUUCCCACACAAAUGUGAAGUAUGUGAUAAAGGAUUUCAUCGUCCAUCAGAGCUGAAGAAACAUAUGUCAACUCAUAAGGGUAAAAAGCUUCAUCAGUGCAGGCACUGUGAUUUCAAAAUUGCAGAUCCUUUUAUACUUAGCCGCCAUAUUCUUUCAGUCCAUACUAAGGACCUUCCUUUUAAAUGUAAAAGGUGUAAGAGAGAAUUUCGACAGCAAAGUGAGCUUAAGAAGCACAUGAAGACGCAUAGUGGCAAGAAAGUUUACCAGUGUGAAUAUUGUGAAUAUAGUACUACGGACGCUUCAGGCUUCAAGCGUCACGUAAUAUCUAUUCACACAAAGGACUAUCCUCACCGUUGCCAGUUUUGCAAAAAAGGCUUCCGUAGGCCAUCGGAAAAGAACCAGCAUAUAAUGCGGCAUCAUAAAGAGGCUAUAAUGUGAUGCACAGACAGGAAAAUGUUUUACGCAAAAUUUAAUAAUACAUUUAAUUGGCACGGCUCGUGAACUGUUUCUCCUGGUCUCAACUUGAAUGUUGUUUCUCAACCUACCUUUCAUUCUUUGUAUUAUAAGUUUUUAAAAGGUACAGGAGUUGGGAAGAGGAGUCAAUUGUACAAAUGUUUUAGUUUCUUCACACAAUCUGACUAAUAGUGUUCUGGUUUGCCAUAAUUGUGAAGCCAUUCAGCAAGUUCUCUGUUCUUGACAACUUGACUCAAGUUUAAUUCAUAUGCAGUUGAAAAAUAUUGUAUUCUAUGCUACUCUGUGAAACUCGUAAUUAGACCUUUAAAAUUGUUUCCAUUUCAUUGUUAAUCCUGGUAAAUACCUGAUUUACGGAACAGAUGUUAAAAAUCUAUUUUUAACUUUUUUAAAUUCAAACAUAAACCCCAAUAGUGAUUUUUAACAAAUAGCCCGGCAGAUGCAAGUACAGACCACUUUUCAAAAAGCUUAAUGAAAAGACUGGUUCAGUGGAUGCAAUGGAACUCCUUUUGAUUCACUCCUCAGUUGCUACAGCUUCCUACAGACUUAUAUUUUACCAAAGCAAGUGUAACUCAAUGUAACCAGUGUGGAUCUGUGCCAUACUGUUGAGAAUUGGACUGUUUUCUCUCAUGGCAUGAGUGAUUCUGUGCAUCCCUUUUCAAAUACUUUUAAUCUGCGGAUUAUAAUAUGGGCGUACUUUAUGAAUAAAGCAAGCUGGUUCAGGGCUAUUUAAUCGAUACAAAUCUUGUUUUGACAUUGUUAUGCAUAUAAUGUAUAGGAAGUGGUAUGAUGGAUAUAGUUUUUUAGCUGGUUACUGCUCACACAUUAAAUGGUUGUUCACUUUGUGAAUUUUUAACUUUAUUCAUUGUGUUGUGGUAGUUUUUUUGUGUUUUUUUUCAUAUGUUGUCAAUUUUUGUUUUGCACCAGAUGAGAAUCAGUUGCUCGAGAAUUCAAAAUGUUCUAUUUCCAAAAUACAAAAUGUUAAUUUAGUAAUGCCUCUUAGAUUUUAAAAAAAAAAACUUGUGUUUUAUGUGGCUGUAAAGGUUGUACACUCUGUAAAAUAAGAGAUCUUUUGUCACUGUUCUGUGGGAUUACUAUUUCUAAAUGUUCUUAAUGUGAUGAGUAUAUCAAUAAACUGCAUCUGUUGCACUGAAAGUUA